This is a messenger RNA of Clarias gariepinus (North African catfish), 4610 nucleotides long. It is a transcript of the gene agtpbp1, whose product is annotated as ATP/GTP binding carboxypeptidase 1. NCBI's taxonomy places the organism in Eukaryota, Metazoa, Chordata, Actinopteri, Siluriformes, Clariidae. Gene Ontology annotation, molecular function: zinc ion binding; metallocarboxypeptidase activity. Bases 176 to 3583 code for a protein of 1135 amino acids. Gene Ontology annotation, biological process: C-terminal protein deglutamylation; protein side chain deglutamylation; proteolysis. The record is from RefSeq and is a predicted model, not a curated record. The transcript has 26 exons.
CUGGUCGUUUGUGCGUUGUAGAUCUGCGCAGGGAAGGUCCGUCUAUAUGGAGUGCUGGUAAAUAAAGCCGUUGCAGGUUGAGGGAGUGCUGAGAGAGGAGAUGGUGUGUGCUCGGAUGGAGCAGUGUUUGAACACGGCACAGUCUGUUUGACCUGCGCGUGUGGGGGGGCGAGCAAUGAAUAAACCCAAAAUGGCAACGGAGAAAGGCAUCCCCAGCAGUUCCCGGGUGCUGAUGCUACUCGGGCAGUUGGAGCGGCUCAACGGAGAGACUCUGCACCCUGACGGCGAGGCCAUCAGACAGGUUACCGGCAAAAUCCUGCACCUCAUCCAGACUCAAGAAAAGACGCAUAAGGAGAUCAUGGCGAAAGGCUCGAGCGGGAUGGAGGUCAUUCUCUCAUCUUUAGAGAACACAAGGGAUUUGCAGACAACGCUGAACAUCCUGGGGAUCCUAAAUGAGCUCUUGACUGUGGGUGGCGGCCGCAGGAUUGGAGUCUUCGUAUCUAAAGGAGGAACCGGCAUCCUUCUGCAGUUGCUGCUUAGCUCGGGCAGAGAAACGUCUCCCAAUGAAGAGCUCAUGCUGCAGAUCCACUCUCUGCUGGCCAAGGUCGGGCCUAAGGACAGGAAGUUUGGAAUUAAAGCGCGGCUCAGCGGGGCCCUGAACGUCACCGUGAAUCUGCUGAAACAAAACCUGCAGAAUUACAAACUGAUGCUGCCGUGUUUGCAGGUGCUCCGUGUCUACGCCAGCAACUCAGUGAACGCAGUGUCUCUGGGAAAGAUCGCCGUAGUGGAGAUGAUGUUCAAAGUCAUUGGACCUUACAGCAAGAAGAACACCACUCUUCUGAAAGUGGCCCUCGAUACAUUGGCAGCAUUGCUGAAAUCAAAGAUGAACGCCCGGCGGGCGGUGGACCGGGGACACGUGCCAGCUCUGCUCGCCAUCUAUCAGGACUGGCACCGGAAUGACACCCGCCAUAGACACGUGCUCAUUCGCAAAAGCAUUCUGGGUUGCAUCAAAAACAUCACCAACAUCAAGCUGGGCAGGAAAGCCUUCAUCGACGCAGAUGGCAUGCGGAUCCUCUACAGCACUUCUACUGAGUGUUUGCCUGUCAGGACUUUGGAUCCUCUGGUCAACAUUUCUAGCCUGAUCAUGAGAAAGUGCUUUCCAAAGAACCGCUUGCCUGUCCCAACCAUCAAGAGCGUCUUUCAUUACCCACUACCGCACAUUCCAGCCAGCGGCCCUGUAGCUCAGCUCUACAGUCAGCCCCCGGGCGUGGAUGAUGUCUUAGAUGAGAGUGAUGAUAACGAGGACACAGAGAUCGACACCGAGAACGAGGAGGACGAGAAGGACCACAAGCCCCAGAAUGAUGACAUCGAGACCGAUAUCAACAAGCUACGACCCAGACACGUACAGAUACGGCAGUUUGAUGAACUAAGGCCCUUUGAGCGCUACUUUCCGGAAUUUUCGGAGGAUUUUCAGGAUUACGAUUUUGAGACGAACAAAUCCACGUCCACGUCCCCUUCCGUUCCUGAAGCCCCAAAGCAGCAGAAACACUCGAUAGUCAUCCCUACAGCUCAGACCAAACCCAGGAACAGAUCCUCACACCAGAACGAGGAGGAAAAACCCAUGGGUCUGAAGAGCAUCUCGAACUCCAAAGCUCCGGAGCGGGAGCUGGUGCACGGUCUGAGCCGGCUGCUUCUCGACGCCUCCGAUCCGGUGAACGGGGGAGGUUGCGUGGAGGCGGGGCUUCUGGAUGAGGGCGGGGCAGAGCUUGAGGUGCCUGAUACUGCGGCUCUGCUGCCCCUGCAUGACCCUGAACUGUACCUGGAGAUGGUGAAGGGGACGUUCUCGGUGCCCGGGUACACUGAGGUGGCGUACCCGGAUUAUUUCGGUCACGUCGCACCUAACAUUCGUGAGCACAUUCUCGAGAGGGUUUAUGGCGUACAGAGGGCGAAGAUCUUCCAGGAUAUCGAGAGGCUCAUCCAUCCCGGCGAUAUCAUGGAUAAGGUUGUGUACGACCUUGACCUGCAGAGCUGUCCAUUAAUUGAUGAUGACGAGGCUCUGAAGUUCAACUCGCAGUUUGAGUCGGGGAAUCUGCGCAAAGCGAUUCAAGUCAGAAAGUUUGAGUAUGACUUGGUGCUAAACUCGGACAUCAACAGUAACCACUAUCAUCAGUGGUUCUAUUUCGAGGUGAGCGGCAUGCGUGUGGGGGUACCGUAUCGCUUCAACAUCAUCAACUGUGAAAAAUCCAACAGCCAAUUCAACUACGGCAUGCAGCCGCUCAUGUACUCGGUACAGGAAGCGAUUGGCGGCAACCCUCGCUGGGUUCGUACCGGAUCUGAUAUCUGCUACUACAAGAACCAUUUCUCACGAAGCUCCAUCGCCGCCGGAGGUCAGAAGGGCAAAUCCUAUUACACCAUCACCUUUACCUUGAGCUUUCAUCACAAGGACGACGUCUGUUACUUUGCCUAUCAUUACCCGUACACCUACUCGACCCUGAAGAUGCAUCUCCAGAAGCUGCACGCUCUGUGCACUCCUAACACCUAUUACAGACAGCAGCAGCUCUGCAAGACGCUGGGAGGAAACGACUGCCCCCUGCUGACCAUCACUGCCAUGCCGGAGUCCUCCAGCAACGACCACGUCUGCCAAUUCAAGAACCGUCCGCUGGUGUUUCUCUCGGCACGCGUUCACCCCGGAGAGACUAACGCCAGCUGGGUGAUGAAGGGCACGCUGGAGUUCCUGAUGAGCUCCAGCCCUCUGGCACAAAGCCUCCGAGAGAGCUACAUCUUCAAAAUCAUCCCUAUGCUCAACCCGGACGGAGUUAUCAACGGCAGUCACAGAUGUUCUCUGAGCGGCGAGGAUCUGAACAGACAGUGGCAGAACCCCAGUACGGAGCUUCACCCCACCAUCUACCACACCAAGAGUCUGCUGCAGUACCUCAACGCUAUCGGGAGAACACCUCUGGUUUUCUGUGACUACCACGGCCACUCGAGGAAGAAGAACGUGUUCAUGUACGGCUGCAGCGUGAAAGAGACGGUGUGGCAGACGAAUGUCAGUGCCAGCUCCAGUGACCUUCAGGAGGAUCUGGGAUACAGGACUCUGCCGAAGUUGCUGUCUCAGUUGGCUCCGGCCUUUAGCCUGUCCAGCUGCAGCUUCGUGGUGGAGCGCUCGAAAGAGUCGACCGCGCGCGUGGUGGUGUGGAAGGAGAUCGGCGUCCAGCGCAGCUACACCAUGGAGAGCACGCUGUGCGGCUGCGACCAGGGCAAAUACAAGGGUCUCCAGAUCGGGACGAGAGAGCUGGAGGAAAUGGGAGCUCAGUUCUGUGUGGCUCUGCUCAGACUGAGACGCCACACGUCACCCCUGGAGCUGCGCAAUCACAACACACACCUGCUGGAUGUGGAGAGCGAUUUAAUAGACACAAGCUGCAAUGUCACCUGCCCCACCACUUACGUGAUGGAGGAGGACGAGCCUGGCUUUUUAGAAGAUGUGGACUACAGCGCAGAGAGUGACGAGGAGAACGAGCUCGAACCUGCUCACGUGGAUCUCAAUUCUGACCCUGAAUUUAGCCACCAAGACUCUCUUACAUGAGGGAUUGUCAGCCUAUCUCGUCCAUACCAAAUUUAACACACGACCUUAUCUACCAAAUACAAAACAAAAAACAGUCCUAGUUACUGAUACAAGUGUACACUAAUUAAACUUCUUGUCCAGUCUGGGUAGUAGUUACCUGAAUCGUAAUCAGCACCUCAUAUAUGUGCGAUCAACCAAACUAGAUUCCAUAAACAUAAUAACACUACAAUAAGAUAAAACUACUCAACUGGAAGAUGGCUGAACCACACAACCAGAUAUAAGGUAAAUUUCUGGACAGAAUGUAAAAUCCAGCUGUUAGCUAGUAAUGAACUAGAUGUUAAAAAUUGCUAAACGCCUUAGCGUUCUCAAGUCAUUAAGAACAAAUUAAAGGUGCUACAAGUGGACGUUUUACAUUUCAGUCAGUUCACAUCAACUAUGGUGAAGCCAUCGCUCUGUUUGUAACCUUAAAGCAUUAUAUCACGUCGUUCAUUAUACUGUAUGUAUCAUUAUAAUCGUGUUCUAUUGGAGCACAUUUUACAGUAUUGCAUGGCAUAAAAAAAAAAAAGUCAUUGCACACCAACCACCAUGCUAAACAUUGCAAUUCAGUGUGAGGAAUAAUAAGUAAUACCAAGUUUAUCUUCAUAUCACUCGUGUAUUUGGUGUUUGAUAGCAGCUCAGCAGUGUGAACAGGUUAUAGUAUCGGAUCAUAUCGCACAGGUCAGGGUCGAAUUUUGCAGCCAUUUGCACCAUUUCACAAAAAAAAGAAAGAAUCCAACCAAAAAAAGGACACUUUCAUUUUAAUUAUUUCUGUCGUGUUUGUAUAAUAAGUGCAUGACUCUUGAAUGUCGCGUUAUAAUUUAUUUUAUUUGUUUGAAGUUUUUUUUUUUUCUCGUUGGAGUACCUGCUUUCUGUGUAUAUGUGAAUGUAUGAGUGCGUAUGGAUACGGCUUAAAUGUAUAUGGGAGAAUCAUACCAAACUUUUUUUUUUUUUUUGGUUUUAAAAAUGAAUGUUUAACCUCUGACUGAAGUGAAAGUAAUAAAUAUUUAAG